This is a messenger RNA of Cucurbita pepo subsp. pepo (vegetable marrow), 1308 nucleotides long. It is a transcript of the gene CTF7, whose product is annotated as protein CTF7. The record is from RefSeq and is a predicted model, not a curated record. Gene Ontology annotation, molecular function: protein-lysine-acetyltransferase activity. Gene Ontology annotation, cellular component: nucleus; chromatin. Gene Ontology annotation, biological process: mitotic sister chromatid cohesion. Lineage: Eukaryota; Viridiplantae; Streptophyta; Magnoliopsida; Cucurbitales; Cucurbitaceae.
ACUGCCAGUUUCUAAGAAUCAUAGGGGAAAGAUGCGAAUUGAGAUCUUCAAUUUUCUUUCCAAUCAUGCAAUCCAAAAUCAGCGCCUUCUUCAAACCCCGCCCUUCGAUUUCAGCGCACAAGUCGCCGGAACCCUUGAAUACAGACGCCGACGACUGCGACGAUGGAGCAUUGAAGAUCUGGGAAAAAGCAGAGCAUCAAUACGUCAACACGUACAAGCGUAGAGCUCCGAGCUCCGAUAGAAUCGUGAGAAGUCCACAAUGUGUAGACUCGGAGAUAAAUAUUCCAAUCCCAGGUGAUUCGCCUGCAAAAGAAGAAUUGGUUUCAUUGACCAAACCUGUGGUCAAGAACAAGAAAAGAAGCUAUGCUCAGUACCAUUUACUUUUUGGCCAGUCUGAUUUCUUACUCCAUUUUUGUUCCACCUGUGGAAUCAAAUAUGCUCGUGGAGAUGAAGGCGAUGAAACAUAUCAUAAAUCGUUUCAUAAGAAGUACACAUGUGGAAUCCAAUUUAAGGGAUGGUCUCACGAAAGGCUUAUCAAUAUUUCCACUGUUGAAGACGGCCGUAUUUUGUUGGUGUUGAAUUCUGACCCCUCUGCCCACUGGAACAAGAUUGAAGAGGUGGUCAAGAUGAUGGAAAAAGAGCUAGGAAAUGGAUGGAUAUUGCAUAAGAACUGCCAGGUUUAUCUGUUUGUUUCAUCCCAAAGAAUUGUAGGAUGUCUGGUUGUAGAACCAAUAAUGAAAGCUUAUAAAGUUGUUUCAUGUUUUCUGGACGAAAGACCCGAAGAGUCUAAGAUGAAGGAUUCAAAACCAAAUUCAACAACCUUGCAGUUUGGUAACAUCAGUUUCCGGAGAGAAGCCAUUUUGAAGAAACCUACUGAUAAUCCCGAGGCAUUGGAUGUGACCCUGAAUGGUGUAAUUUUAUGUGAAGAAGAAGCUGUUCCUGCUGUUUGUGGAAUUCGUGCAAUUUGGGUUACUCCUGCCAACAGAAGAAAACAUAUUGCCACCCAAUUGCUAGAUGCUGCAAGGAAAAGCUUCUGCAAGGGAGGUUCCCUCGAGUGCUCUCAAUUGGCAUUCUCUCAGCCAACUUCUUCUGGAAUGGCUUUGGCAUCAAGAUAUGUCGGCUCCAGAUCUAUAUUGGCAUAUAAAAGCGACACUCUGAUAUGAGGAUAUUGAAAUCAAGCCAAUUCGAUAGGUAUAGAGAAUAGCUUAUGAAAAUAAUAUGGGGCACUUUAAUUGGUGUAUAGUCUUUGUUUACUUACAACAAAGAAUUAGAAAGGAAUUAAUAGAAAUGAGAUGAAUUAGUAUCAAA